AUGCAGCUGCGGGUCCACGAGCGUGCUCUAGUUCACGGGGCACGCCAGUUCAAAGAAGCUGCCGAAGCUGCAGUAAACCACGAAAAUCGCGCUGCUGCGUUGGAAGCACAGCUGCGCCGUUGUGAGUCCGACAGGGACUUCAAUGAAGACGCGCAUGUCCACUUGCUACAGUCUCGUAUCACGGAGCUCGAGCGGGAUCUCGCUGCCGCCCGACGCCAAGCCGACAACAACGCCAAACUCCUCGACGUACGCACGAGCGAGCUUCGCAGCGCCAAGUUCUUCUUCCCCUCCGCCGACGAUCUCUCUGAGACGGAAGUCCUCGACCUCGUCAAUACCCUCAAUGAACAAAUCUUCCAGAUAUCCGCCACUAUCGAAGACACAUACCAUGACCGCUAUGUUGCCGACUGCCACGACAUAGAGUGUGCAACCGUCUGGCUGAAGAAAUUCUUCAACUCCAUCGACGUCAUCGGUGCGCUGAAAGAUGCGGCGUCUAGCCCGGACGACGCCAGCAACCUCGUGCAAGUAGCCCUUCAAGGCUUUAUGGUCUCAUUCAUACAUUACCUCUGCGGCACCUGGGACUUCACCGCGGACAGCCGGCUUCAGCACCGCUUGACGCAGCUGAGGAAGAGCAUCACCGCCCGCGAGCCGCAGUUCGUCUCCGGGCGGUGGCGUUCCCUGUGUCUGUCGCACAUCCGCACGCUCCUCAACACGGAGGUGGCCAUGCUCCCACCAGCAGAGCAGGAGAUGGUCCAGGGUGUGGCGGCCGUCCUGCGGGUGUUCGGCGUUGACAGCACGCUCAACGAGCUCUGCGAACAGGUGCACGCCGCGUACGUCCCGAGAUUUCGGGAGAUCGUGCGCCGUGCGCUCGACCUCCGCCGCGCCGCGGGGGAGAUGAUCGUGUCAUGCGACUUGGAGGUCGACCUCGUUCACUGCGGGCAGCAGUUCGACGACACUCUAAUGGAGGACGAGUGGGCGGGCCCCAGAGCAUCACAGAGACAGAUGUCAGAGGGGCGGCAAGUUCUUUUCACGACGGCGCUGGGCCUUGUCCGAGAGAACGAGGUGAGGACGCCUGAGGACGGGGAGGAGGAGGGAAGCAACGAAGGCUUCAGGAGAAAGCGAACAAUUUUGUUGAAGCCCAAGGUUAUGUUGUCGGCGAAACGGGCGUAG
This is a messenger RNA of Epithele typhae, 1167 nucleotides long. RefSeq lists its product as uncharacterized. The coding region runs from base 1 to 1167 and encodes 388 amino acids. The transcript has 2 exons. Lineage: Eukaryota; Fungi; Basidiomycota; Agaricomycetes; Polyporales; Epitheliaceae. The record is from RefSeq and is a predicted model, not a curated record.